Molecule: messenger RNA, 4208 nt
Organism: Monopterus albus (swamp eel)
Lineage: Eukaryota; Metazoa; Chordata; Actinopteri; Synbranchiformes; Synbranchidae
Gene: dcph1
Product: acidic residue methyltransferase 1
Exons: 5
Coding region: 349-1722 (457 amino acids)
Biological process (GO): DNA damage response
Cellular component (GO): nucleus
Molecular function (GO): phosphatase activity
Source: RefSeq, a predicted model, not a curated record
ACGCACUUUGCACACUGAAAGAUGACGUGUACGUGCAAAGGCGGUACUGCUGAGCAUCUUUGAAUUAUAACCGUAAUAGCCACACGCAUGGGCAUGGGAGAGAAAAGAUGUCAAAACUGCAGUUUACAUUUUAAUCGCUAGAUGGUAGCAUCCUCUCUCAGAUAAAACCAGGGAACCAGGACAGAAAUAUUAAAAUGAAAUAUUUGUUACCAGAACGAAGAGGAUGCUGUUUACUUUACUGAGUGACGUCGACAUAAAAAUAAACGCUACCUGUCGCGUUCAAGCCUCAAGCAGGGCUCUAACAUUUGUUCCUGUCCUGGAAACUUUAUCGAUAAAGUUUGAAUUUGAAUGGUCACCACUGCUGUAACGAUGGCGGCCGAUAAAACUGACACCUUAUACGCAGUUCCUUCUUCAUUGUCUGCCAAAGUGGUUGGGUCAUUUGCUUAUCUGACUGUGAGAGACAGACUGCCUACCAUCCUAACUAAAGUUAUAGACACAAUACAUCGCAACAAAAACAUUUUUUUUGAAACAUAUGGAGAGGAGGGUAUCCAGGCAGAGAAGCAAACAAUAGCUCUGCUGGCUAAGAUGAGGAAUGAGUUGCUAACUGAUAAGCCAGUAGUACCACUAACAGACAGCCUGCAAGACACAGAGUCCUGGAAUCGGUAUCUGCAGAGACAUCAGAGACUGCAAGGGGACCAGGAGUUUGUUAGUUGGUUCAGGUCUCCCUGGCUUUAUGUGGAGUGCUACAUGUACCGCAGGAUACAGGAAGCCCUUUGGCUCAAUCCUCCCAUCAGUGACUACGACGUCUUUAAUGAGGGAAAAUGUCAGAGCUUUUUUGAAUCUCAGCAGGCUGUGAUCACCUUAUGUACAUAUUUGGAGGGUGUCAAAAAGAACAUGAAAGAGCCGUCUAAGAAUCAUCAGUUUGAGCAUUUCAACAAACUGCUGCUGGUCUCUUUAUGGGGCAACAGGUGUGAUCUCUCUAUUUCUGCUGGCCAAGAGAACGCACAGAAGACCAGUCCAAUAGAUUCCCUCAGUAGCCUACAACCGUUCAUCUUGGUGGAUGACUCCAGUAUGGUAUGGUCAACUCUUAGUUCCACCCAGAGGCCAGUACAGGUCACUCAAUGCAGGGUGGACAUUGUACUAGAUAAUGCUGGCUUUGAGUUAGUCACUGACUUGGUCUUAGCAGAUUUCCUGGUUUCCUCUGGCCUUGCACGUGAGAUCCGUUUUCAUGGCAAAUCUAUCCCAUGGUUUGUGUCUGACGUCACAGCUAACGAUUUUCAGUGGACCAUCCGGCAAACCAUGGCAGCCAACAACAAGUGGAUGUCCAAGAGUGGUGUACAGUGGCAGCGCUACCUGAAGGAGGGUGUGUGGUCCUAUCAAGAUCAUCCUUUCUGGACACAGCCUCAUGAGUUCUGUGAUAUGGCAGCUGAUGCUCCAGACCUGUACACGACCCUGCAGGGUGCAGAUCUGGUGCUGUUUAAAGGUGAUCUAAACUACAGGAAGCUGACGGGAGACAGGUACUGGGAUCACACAGUGGGCUUUGAUACGGCACUGCGAGGUUUUGGGCCUGCACCCCUGUGUAGUCUGAGGACUCUGAAGGCAAAUGUUCAGGUCGGCCUGCAGCCGGGACAAGGGGAAAAGCUCACCUUGCAAGAUCCAGACUGGAUGACCAGCGGCAAGUAUGCUGUCAUUCAGUUCUGCAGCCCAAAGUCAGGACAUUAAUCCUACCUUCAGACUACAUGUUGAAGUGACUCAAAUCAGAUUGUUUUUCCCCUCUGUGUGAGUCAGAUUUGAUCUUUUUACAGAUACCUUUUUUUUAGAUUGCAUCUGAUCUCGGAUAUGAAUCGGAUGUAGGGCCAUUUAUGUAAGUGGCCCAGAUCCAAUAUAAAAAAUGGUAUCUGUAAAAAGAUCAAAUCUGACUAGUCAGAGAUCGGAUAUGAAUCGGAUCAAUGACUAGUCAGAUCAGAAUUCAUGUGUUGUUUUUUUUUACUGUCCUGUGCUGCUACUCAUGCACAUACUGCCUUUCGUCAUCAUUCAGUGUCAGACUGACAGACUAGGAAAAACAAACAUGGAGGAGACGCUUUUGAUCAGGCCAAGGUGGAGGGAGCAUGUUGUAACUGAGGUGUUUGUGAGGAAUUGGCGUGUGUCUAUGUCACACAUAUUAUGUCGUUGUUAUUGUGUGCAUACAGCUCGCAUUCAGUUAAAUCUGCACACGCAUGGCAGCUUCAGAGUCCAGCAGUGUUCAGAUCAGAACUGGAUGCAUGUUGCUCGCAAACAUGAAUGUGAACCGUAAACAGAAAAAGAUCAGAAUUGAGCAUUAUGGCUUGUAAUGUGAAUGUACGAUGGACCACCAAAUCUUACUGGGAAGAUGUGGAUUCAAGAACAUUACAAUAAUAAAUACCAUAAGCAAAAGUUACCUUUAAGCCGCAAUGCUGUUUUGAAGUUGUGGUUUUGUUCCUUGUUGGUUAGAACCUAAUGUUUAAUUAAAAAAUGCACAAUAACAAAGAUUUAAAUCUUUCACUACUGAUCUGUAACAUCUUUUUCUUAAAGCUGCGUUAACUAAGAUUUAGCAGAAAUUUGGAUAAAUCAAGUAAAAAAAAAAGUCUGAAAUUGUUGUCUCCAUGCAUAUCGCUAAAAUGUAAACCUCUUUAUUUGACAUUGUCACUGCAACGCCACUGAAAACCAUGGGUUCUAUGGCUCUAUGUUCCAUAUACAUUAGUUCUGGAGCCAGUUAUUACUGCUGCACUACCUGACUGCUACAAUGGUCUCUGGCAGUCAUAACCACAUAUGGUCUAGUUUCAGAGACUAUGCAUGAGAGGUGAAGAGGAGGGGAUACUUCUUGAGUUUAUUUUGACUUUCACUUCACCCUUACUGGUCAAAAAUUAGAGGGAGAAGUUAGUUAAUGCAGCUUUACAAUGUUUGCACUUUAUAUCUAAAUACUAUAUUUCCCAAUGAUUUAAACACAGUGAUCAAUCAAGGUUGCUUCUUUUGCAAUGUGUUGUCCACAUUGUAUUAGGUCAUAAUAUUUACAUGAUUAUUAAGUUGAAAUUAAGUAAGAACUGGACCUUAUAAACCUCUACCUUAGAGCAGUACUGCUUCAGUCUUUGCAUGUACUUGAGAAGAGUGUUAGAUGUAUUAGUAUUGUAAUUCAGCUCAGCUUAGGUUGUUUUACUGCUUCACUCAUUGAUAUGCAUGCAUCAGAACACGCAGACAGCUAUUCAAACUUACCCGAGGUAGAGUGUAUGUCAUUUGGUAGCUGUUUUGCUCAGUUUGAAGUUAGUUACUGUUAUUGGGGGAUGUCUCUGUGCACCCUUUAGUCUAAAUUCCCAUUGUCAGGUUCAGUACUUCAGAGGUGAUAUUAAUUGGAUUUUUUUCCAGUGCUGCUGGGGAAAAUGACCACUUUCAUUAAUGGGUUUGAUUCAAUAAAGAACUGCAGUGACUGCUCUUAUUUCCCCAUGGUUCUAAUUUACAAUCAUGAGAAAUGAAAGAUGUGGGCAAUAACUUUUUUUGUUCGAUAGUUUCAUUUUCUCCUCUUUGGGCAAAACCUCAGCUGUUGAAUUGGUUUGCAUUUUUGUGUGGUGUGUACAUCCUGAUAGUGUAUUGGUUUCAAUCAGCAUUUGUGAAGUGCAGCAACAGUUUUCUCUUGUGUACAUACAUGUGCAGCCAAAUGUUGUGAACCCAUUCACUUAAAAACUGAACAAAUACAUCUGUACACACUCAAAAUAAUUCAUCAUUAGAUAACUUAAAACUUCACCAAGAGCGUGACGUUUUUUUUUAUUGGCUUUUUACAACAUUUGUUCUUACCUGUCGACCUUUCAUGUACCUAAGGUCAGCUUGGACCUAGAAAAACACACAACAAAACAGCUGGAAACGUGUGUUACAAUGCUGUUAAAACUGAACGCUAUCAUUUAGGCUGCUGACAUGCUUUGUGAAUGCGGGGUGUUAUGAAAAGGAGGCCAAUUACUGCAAGAAGCAUUCUGUUUUGAGCCAUUUAGGUGAUUUAGCUGUUUCAUUUCUCACCCUUCAUCGUGCUGUUUAAAAAAAAAAAUUAUGUAACAGGGUCUUCAUUUUAUUCCAGGGGAAAUGCAAAGAAUAUCAUCAUCAGGGCUACUUGUUUUUCCCACUUGACCUGACAUGUCCUGAAAAUUGGGCCAUUUACCCAAGAAAGAUGUUACACAUAAUGGAAAAUAAAGCCUCUGUGCCAAAUA